AUGAAGUCUGUGCUCCUCGUUGGCGGAUCCGGUUUUCUUGGGCUUCACCUUGUGGAAAAAUUCUACAAUUUGUCGCCUCGCCCAGAUAUUCAUGUCUUUGAUGUUAGACAAAUCCCGGAUACUCUUUCGAAGUCUUUCACUUUCGACCCGAAUACCAUCAAAGUUCAUAUUGGAGACUUAAAGUCCACGGAGGAUGUGGCGAAUGCGCUUCGCACUAGUCAGGCCGAUGUUGUCGUGCACUCGGCUUCUCCAAUGCAUGGAUGUAGUCAAGAGAUAUAUGAGAAGGUCAAUGUCGAGGGGACCAAGAACCUUUUGGCUGUUUCCAAAAGCAUGCACGUUAAAGCAUUUGUCUACACUUCAUCGGCCGGCGUUAUAUUUAAUGGGCAGGAUAUUCAUAAUGCUGACGAGUCUUGGCCGAUUCCUGAAGUCCCUAUGGAUGGAUACAAUGAAACAAAGGCGACCGCGGAGUCAAUGGUACUAAAAGCAAACAGUCCAAAGGAUGGUUUUUACACCAUUGCUCUAAGACCAGCGGGGAUUUUUGGCCCUGGUGACCGUCAAUUGGUCCCAGGCUUGAGAAAUGUUGCGAAAAUGGGACAAUCGAAAUUUCAAAUUGGAGACAACAACAAUCUAUUUGACUGGACGUAUGUGGGAAAUGUUGCCGAUGCCCAUGUUCUGGCUGCUGAAAAGUUAUUGGAUGCUACUUCGUGUCCUCGCGUCGCGGCAGAGACAUUUUUUAUCACAAAUGACUCUCCUGCUUAUUUCUGGGCUCUUGCCAGGACUGUUUGGAGAGCAGAUGGCCAUGUGGACAAAUAUAAUAUUGUUCUGUCGAGGCCUCUGGCUAUUUUCGUAGGACAUUUGUCUGAGUUCUUCUCGAAAAUUACUGGCAAAGAGCCGGGUCUUACGCCUUUUAGGGUAAAAAUCGUAUGUGCUUACCGUUACCAUAACAUCAGCAAAGCGAAGAAGCUUCUGGGUUACAAGCCGAACGUUGAUAUCGAGGAAGGUAUUGCCAAAACGCUGGCUUGGAUGGACGAGACAGCAUAG
Messenger RNA from Lachancea meyersii CBS 8951, 1041 nucleotides. NCBI's taxonomy places the organism in Eukaryota, Fungi, Ascomycota, Saccharomycetes, Saccharomycetales, Saccharomycetaceae. The record is from the annotation of a GenBank genome assembly.